AGGGGGAGGGAUGGGGAAGAGAUGGAAAAAUCUCAAACUUUGCAAUGAAUUUCUUGGAUCUUCCAGGCAGCUAUUAAGGGAUCUCACUAUGAACUGAAAUUGAGAUUGGUUUGUUCUCUGUGCAAAGACAUUCUCCAUCUUUGCCCCUUACUCAAUAUGUCCAGAGUGUAAAUACUUUCAAAAGUGUGUAGUGCUUUAGGAGCUAAAGUCCCAAUGACUUUCAGCAGAACUUGGAUGCCUCAGUCACUUAGGUGGUUUUGAAAAUUUUACUGACAGUGGCUGGGAGAAGGCUGGUGCUGGGAAUGGCGUUAUGAAUUUCCAGCCUUUCAGACAAUGAGGCUGAGAUUUUAAAAGCUGUCUCAGAAAUCUGGACGCCUGGCAAAUUCCUGUUUGAAAAACACCUUUUUACUUGUUAACUUUAUUUGCCAUAUAUAACAAUUUAUAGGUAAUUUUCAAAAAACCCUUAACUUCAAGCAAACAGUUUUUAUUCAGGGAUAGUUAUCUGUGAUGAAUAGUCCCUUAAAUGUAUAUUCACUAAAUGUCCCAAUUAAGCAAAGUACUUAAGAAUCUGCUUAAUUUCUUUGCUGAACUAAGCCCUAAAAACUUGUGUUCUUAAGAAUACAGAAGUGGCCAGUGCAAAUCAGAUCAGGGCCCACCUACCCUGGGAUUCUGUCUCUGACCUGCACUGCCAGCUGCUUCAAAUGAUGUGAGAAACCCCUAGUGGCAAGUGAUGGGGGACCUGUAACCCCCUGCCCACCUGUCACAGGAAGGAGGGGGGGGCGGGAUAUAGAGCUAUCUCAUGGAGCCAGGAAGCCCUGAUCUCUGGGUCCAGGUUUCUCUAUACAGUAUCUGAUGUGUGUAAAAUAUUACAUGUAACAACAGGGACAAGAGAAGUUGGGUCACUUUCCUCACAAGCAGCCAGCCCCUGUGCUGUGCUCCGCUUAGCAUCUUAAGGAAAAAAAAACCUCUCAAAAACAGUCAUAACACCAGUGAGGGGGAUAUUACUUGUAUCUUGACUAUUGCACAUUAACUUUUGUGACUCAGGAUUAAUUCACAUUGUCUUACUUUCCAGUGGAACAUGAGGCAAUGGCAGAACAAACACGUGACAUAACCCAAAGAUUCACAGCCAAACUCCAGGCUGAGAUCAUUACAGGGCGGAGAAGCGCACAGCUCUACGCAGUGGAUGUGACUCUGGAUCCCAGCACAGCAAAUCCCUACCUCGUCCUGGCUGAGGAUCGGAAACGUGUGACACGCCGAGACGAGCGCCAGGAUCUGCCUGACAAUCCGGAGAGAUUUGAUACUAUGGCGAUUGUCCUGGGCGCUGAGGGAUUCACGAGCGGGAAACGUUACUGGCAGGUGGAGGUUGGAGGAAAGAAUCUCUGGACUCUUGGGGGUCUGUAGGGAAGCUGUGCGCAGGAAGGGGCAUAUUGUAUAUCUAUUGGAGAAUGGAUACUGGACAAUAUGGCAGCGUGCUGGGCAAUGCAAGGCCAAUACCUCCCCCGCGACCGUCCUGCCCGUGAGUGUCACGGCCAGACGAUUGGGGAUUUUCCUGGACUAUGAGGCGGGCGAGGUCUCCUUUUACAAUGUGACUGACAAGUUGUGACAAUGCGGUUCUGGCGGGACCCAACUGAGAGUGCCAAAUUAGGACCAAUUGCUCA
Molecule: messenger RNA, 1658 nt
Organism: Mauremys mutica (yellowpond turtle)
Lineage: Eukaryota; Metazoa; Chordata; Testudines; Geoemydidae
Product: probable E3 ubiquitin-protein ligase TRIML1
Exons: 6
Coding region: 1087-1401 (104 amino acids)
Source: RefSeq, a predicted model, not a curated record